Paramuricea clavata is the source of this 358-nucleotide messenger RNA. The record is from the annotation of a GenBank genome assembly. Lineage: Eukaryota; Metazoa; Cnidaria; Anthozoa; Malacalcyonacea; Plexauridae.
AUGAAAGACAAAUAUGGCCUUGGUCUUGGCCUCAAUUCUAUGGAGGGCCGAGAGGCUAAGCAUGUGUUCAUUGCUAAAUAUCGCAAGAAUAGUAAUUACCAGAACAGGUGGGAGCAGAUUUUUCAGCAUGAGUUUGUCUCUCUUGUAUGGUUAAGAGAAAGAGAUUAUAAUUUCUCCAUGGGGAAGGUCUCUACAUUAAAAUCUUACAUUACAAAUUCGGUUAGCAGUGAUAAUAAAGCUUUCUGCCACUGCGGGCUUAAAAAGGAGUGUGUUACUGAUAGCAAGUGUAGAUUCUGUGGUAGCAAGUUAAGGAAUGACAUUGAAGUGAGUGAAGUGUUGCUAUCCAAGGCUGAUCUAA